Molecule: messenger RNA, 558 nt
Organism: Arachis duranensis
Lineage: Eukaryota; Viridiplantae; Streptophyta; Magnoliopsida; Fabales; Fabaceae
Exons: 1
Coding region: 1-558 (185 amino acids)
Source: RefSeq, a predicted model, not a curated record
AUGUUGAAUCAAAUUACAAAGCGGUUCCAUUCAUACAAUGAAUACCUUCAACUUCGAUUCGUUUGCAAGCAAUGGAACUUCAAUAUUCCACUGAUUCCCAGUGGCAACAAAGUUCCAUGGCUGCUAUUACCUAUUGCUACUGCUGCUGCUAAAAAUUCUUUGAAAGAGGACGACAUCUAUGAUAAUCAAGAAGAAACUCUUGACAUCCGUAGUCUUGAAGAGAAGGAGAUUUACCAUCUCACGUUGCCAGAGCUGCAAAAUAACUUUAUUCGUGGAUCUUGUCAUGGAUGGUUAAUAAUCGUAUCAAUAAAUGAAGGCACCGUACGAAUGUUAAAUCCAUUUACAAAGGUUUGUUUCGAUCUUCCUCCAAUUUCAACUCUUCCUGAUGCAAUUAUUGAUACUCAUGGUGACAAAUGUACUCUUAGUUUUGAGGAUAGGGUUGGCACUCUAGAUAUGAUUUUCAUCCAUAAAAUCAAUGUUUGGAAGGUUAUUACAAAUUCAGCUCCUAAUAAUGAUAAUUACAAUGGUUUAGGGUUUAGGGUUUUACAGGCCCAAUGA